Molecule: messenger RNA, 1360 nt
Organism: Zingiber officinale
Lineage: Eukaryota; Viridiplantae; Streptophyta; Magnoliopsida; Zingiberales; Zingiberaceae
Product: transcription repressor OFP3-like
Exons: 1
Coding region: 68-1201 (377 amino acids)
Biological process (GO): negative regulation of DNA-templated transcription
Molecular function (GO): DNA binding
Source: RefSeq, a predicted model, not a curated record
GUGAAUCACGGCCCUCGUCCUCGUGCUCCGUUCUUGUUUACUGAUUACUGUUGCAUGGACCCUGACAAUGGUCGAGGACAAGCCUUCCUUCUCCUUUCCUCCUCCCUAUUUAUCACCCUCUUCCCUCUCUCGCCAUCGCCACAUCCACUGCGAGCAUUCCUUUUUUCCUUUUUGGAUUCUGUUUGUCUUCUCUGUAAUGGGAAACCUCAGGUUUCGGCUCUCAGACAUUUUGCCGAACACUUGGCUGAAAAGGAUGAAGGACAUGGGUCACCGGGGAAGACAGUCUUCGAGAGCGGCGGUGGCAAAGCCUGCCGCGCCGCUUGAGAGGAAGCUGCUUCCCAAUAGAGCGUCUUGCUACUACUCCAGCAGGCCAGAGGGCGAAAGAUUGUCCUUCUCGUCCAAGCACCGCAAGGCCUCGGACUCGCCCUUCCCCGUUGAGCCUCACCGGAACUCGAGGAAGAAGAAGCCCCUCCGCGCUUCGGUUGUGAAGCCCGGGUCGGUCGCUUCCUCUGUCUGCCGCUCUAGGGAAUUGAAGACGGAUGAAUCGUUGCCGCCGGCGAAGUCGCCGUCGGAGACGUGGACGCGUCGGCGUGACUGCUUCGUGGAGUUCGAGUCCGACGACGUGGAGUCGUGGUUGAACUCUGGAAGCUGCGGGUUUACGUCCUCCGCCACGGACCUGGACUCCAGCAAGAACUCUAAGCUGGAUGAGUUCGAGCUCGACUCGGUCUCGGAGCUCAAACUCCCUCCGAUCUCGACGAAGAGAUCGCCCAAAGAAGUCGAAUUCGAGGACAAGAUCGUGGAUGGCAACUCGUGGAAGGAUCAAAAUCUAAUCUUGGUGAAGGAGAAGAGCACGAGCGAGAAACCAAGCCAUGGGAAGGUGGGCUCUCCCUGCCGCCGCCGCCGCCUCCGGACUCGAGCCAACUCGCCGCGAUUCUCUAGCCAAAAGGUCCACCGCCAGCUUCCCGCGGCCACAGCGCAGAAGAGGAAGGGACUUCCGGCGGGGGGCGUCGCCGUGGUAAAGUGCUCGUCGGACCCGCAGAGGGACUUCCGGGAGUCGAUGGCGGAGAUGAUCGCGGAGAACAACAUCCGGUCGUCGGAGGAUUUAGAGGAGCUGCUUGCUUGCUAUCUCUUUCUCAACUCCAGCGAGCAUCACGACGUCGUCGUCAGGGCCUUCCGCCAGAUUUGGUUCCAAUCUCACUGACACGAUCUAACUGUAAAAUUCCCAUCAGUGACUCCUGUAAAUAAUGUUUGAUUACAAUAAUUCUCCAAGUAUUGGAUCGAAUACUGCAGUAACUUGAUAGAUUCCAAUUGUAUCUAAAAGGAAUCUAGCAAAAAAAAAAAAAAGUAGAGAAUUGAAACU